GUCACAGAGACCCAUACUGUCACAGAGACCCAUAGACUCACACAGAGACUCAUAGAUACACAAAUAGACCCACAGAUUCACAAAUUGGAAUCGGUUCCGCGCUACACGUUAUUAAUCGCUACAGGUUAUUAAUCGCUACAGGUUAUUAAUCGCUACAAGUUAUUAAUAGCUACAAGUUAUUAAUCGCUACAGGUUAUUAAUCGCUACAGGUUAUUAAUCGCUACAAGUUAGUAAUCGCUAUAGGCUAUGAAUCGCUACAAGUUAUUAAUCGCUACAAGUUAUGAAUCGCUACAGGCUAUGAAUCGCUACAAGUUAUUAAUCGCUACAAGUUAUUAAUCGCUACAGGUUAUUAAUCGCUACAGAUUAUUAAUCGCUACAAGUUAUUAAUCGCUACAGGUUAAAUUUAAUCGUGCACCGCCUGUAAUCGACGAUUGCUAAAACUCCGAUUACGCGCGCGCGGGUCCCGACCACGUGACCACACACUCCGCCCCCCCCCGCAAACUCACACACCCGGAAGUGAGCAGCUUCCCACCCCGCCCUUACCCAAGAUGGCGGCGCCCAGCGACACGUGCGCCUUCAUCUUGACCGUGGCCGGAAUCACCCUUUUCAAAUGCCUCCUCGUCCCCGCCUAUCGUUCCACGGAUUUUGAGGUGCACCGCAAUUGGCUGGCAAUCACGCACAGUCUGCCCGUCUCACAAUGGUACUACGAGGACACGUCGGAGUGGACGCUGGACUACCCGCCGCUGUUCGCGUGGCUGGAGCUGGCGCUGUCGCACGCGGCCCGAUGGUUCGACCCGGCCAUGCUGGCGGUGGGCAACGUGGGCUACGCGAGCCCGGCCACCGUGCUCUUCCAGCGCCUCUCCGUCACGGCCACCGACGCGCUGUUCGUCUACGCCGCGUGGGAGUGCGGCCGGUGCGUGCGUGGCAAGGCCAAGGCCCGUCCGGGAGAGCUGACGCCUAGCCCCGGCCUGGGCCUCGCCGCUCUGCUCGUCACCAACGUCGGGCUCCUGCUCGUCGACCAUAUCCAUUUUCAAUACAACGGUUUCCUCUCCGGACUGAUGCUGUUGUCCAUUGCCCGCCUGUACCAGGGCAAGGUCUACACGGCUGCCUUCCUCUUCUCUCUGCUGCUCAACUUCAAGCACAUCUACCUGUACCUGGCGCCGGCGUACGGCGUCCACAUGCUACGCACGUUCUGCUUCAUGCGCAGUCGCCCCGACGGGAGUGUGCUCUGGAGAAGUCUGAGCGUGGCCCGUCUAUCGGGGCUGGCCGCGAUCGUCCUGUCCGUGUUCGCCUGCUCCUUCGGCCCGUUCAUCGCCAUGGGCCAGCUGCCGCAGGUGCUGUCACGCCUCUUCCCCUUCCGGCGGGGGCUCUGCCACGCCUACUGGGCGCCCAACGCGUGGGCGCUUUACAACGCCGCCGACAAGGCGCUCGCCAUCGCCGGCGUCCGUGCGGGGCUCUGGAACGGAAGCUCCCUGGCCACGGCGGCCAUGACAGGAGGGCUGGUGGGCGAGGCCGAGCACGCCGUGCUGCCCUCCGUGCCGCCCGGCGCCACCGUCGCCUGCACGCUGCUCGCCAUGCUGCCGGCGCUGUGGGCCCUGUGGUCGCGGCCGUGCGGCCCGCGCCACUUUGUGCGCUGCGCUACGCUCUGCGCCCUGGCGUCGUUCCUCUUCGGGUGGCACGUCCACGAGAAGGCCAUCCUCAUCGCCAUCCUCCCACUCACACUCCUGGCGGUGGAGAGCCGAGAGGACGCUGAGACGUUCCUGAUCUUGGCCACGACCGGCCAUCUAUCGCUGUUCCCGCUCAUCUUCACCCUGCCUGAGUUGCCCAUCAAGAUCGGCCUGAUGCUGAUGUACACCAUCUUUAGCUUCUCCACCCUCGGGUCGCUCGUGUGCGGCGCCAGGGAGCGCCUGCUGGGCCCGUGCGCCGCGGGCUACCUGGCCGGCCUGGCCGCGCUGGCGCUGCUCGUGGAGCUCGCCUUCCCGCUGUCGCCGUGGCGAAGCUCGAUGCCCUUCCUGCCGCUGCUCGCCACUUCCUGCUACGGCGCCGUGGGCGUCGCCAUCGCCUGGUUCCGCCUCCUGCGCUCGCUGGGCUCCGCCCACCGCCCCCGCGGCCGAGACGACGACCGGCGGAAGGCGCAGUGACGGCCGGCGGCGGUCGCGGUCGUUCAGAAAUCUUUAUAGACGACCACGAGAGGAGGAGGAAUUUGCGUUUUACGGACCUCGACCGUUUCCGGUUCCAUCCCCGCGAUCUUGCCCCUAGGGAAGCGCCCCCCCCCCCCCUCCACCAGCGGCAGCCGCCCCCGUGCGGUGCAAGGCGUACGCAGCACCGGCCUGCAAGUGGGGCUUGGACUGCCAGCAGUGCUAAUGUACGAGCAGUUUUACAAACUUGGGCCGUGAAGCCUACUCCGUUCUGAACAAGGCCAUUGGGGAUCUCGCACCCACACGCGGUAUUACUGGUAGGAAACCAAGUGGACUGAAAGCCCAACCGGGAUUAAUUCACAGGAGGCAGGGGAUUAAUUGUGGAU
Petromyzon marinus (sea lamprey) is the source of this 2524-nucleotide messenger RNA. It is a transcript of the gene ALG8, whose product is annotated as ALG8 alpha-1,3-glucosyltransferase. Gene Ontology annotation, molecular function: dolichyl pyrophosphate Glc1Man9GlcNAc2 alpha-1,3-glucosyltransferase activity. The record is from RefSeq and is a predicted model, not a curated record. Gene Ontology annotation, cellular component: endoplasmic reticulum membrane. Gene Ontology annotation, biological process: protein N-linked glycosylation; dolichol-linked oligosaccharide biosynthetic process. NCBI's taxonomy places the organism in Eukaryota, Metazoa, Chordata, Hyperoartia, Petromyzontiformes, Petromyzontidae.